UCUGUGGCCAGUCACUUUUCAGACAUUAGCCUUGGCCCUCCUAUUGGGGCUUCCUCUCUGUCCUGUGGCAGCUCCAUGGCUCUCACCCCAAAGAUGCUGCCGCUGCUGCUGUCCCUGCUGUGGGCAGGGUCCCUGGCUCAGCAUUCAGAAUACCAGAUGCAGGUGCAGGAGCUCCUGACGGUGCAGGAGGGCCUGUGCACCUCCGUACCCUGCCACUUCUCCUACCCCCGCCAAUACACUAAUAAUGACCCAGCUUAUGGCUACUGGUUCCGGGAAGGAGCCAGUUCAAACAACGAUGCUGCAGUGGCCACAAACAACCUAGGUCAUAAAGUGCAGGAGGAGACCCAGGGCCGAUUCCGCCUCCUCGGGGACCCCCGGGCCUAUGACUGCUCCCUGGACAUCAGAGAUGCACAGAGAAGGGACUCGGGGACAUACUUCUUUAGGGUGGAGAGAGGGUCUUCUGUGAGAUAUAAUUACCUGCAGAAUCAGCUCUCCGUGUUUGUGACAGCUCUGACACAGACACCUGACAUCCACAUCCAGGGGUCCCUAGAAUCUGGCCACCCCAAGAACAUUACCUGUAGCGUGCCAUGGGCCUGUGAGAGGGGGACACCCCCCACCUUCUCCUGGAUCGGAGUUGCCCUCCCCUCCUGGGGCUCCAAGGCUCCCCACUCCCCCGUACUCACCCUCACCCCGAGGCCCCAGGACCAUGGCACCAACCUCACCUGUCGAGUGACCUUCCCCGGAGCUGGUGUGAGCACGGAGAGGACUGUCCAGCUCAACGUGUCCUAUGCACCCCAGAACCUGACCAUCAGUGUGUUCCGAAGAGAAGGUACAGGACCUGAGGCUCUGGGCAAUGGCUCGUCUCUCCCAGUCCAGGAGGGCCAGCCCCUGCGCCUGGUCUGCAUCGAUGACAGCAACCCUCCUGCCAGGGUGAGCUGGACCCGGGAUAGCCUGACCCUGCAGCCUUCACAACCCUCAAAUCCUGGGAUCCUGGAGUUUCCCCGGGUGGAACUGGUGAACCACGGAAGAUACGUCUGCCAAGCUCAGCACCUGUUGGGCUCCCUGGAAGCAUCCGUGAGCCUCCUUGUGAAGACCCCCGUGAAGCUGUUUGGUCCCUCCUGCUCCUGGGAGGGCGAGGAUAUGCACUGCCACUGCUCUGCUCAAUCCCAGCUGCUCCCUUCUGUGCACUGGUGGCUGGGGGAGGAGCUGCUGGAGGGGAACCACAGCAACGCCUCCUGGAUCCUCACCUCCAGCUCUGUGGGGUCCUGGGCCAACAGCUCCCUGAGCCUCAGCGGGCCGCUGGGCUCCAGCCUCAGACUCAGCUGUGAGGCCUGGAAUGCCCACGGAAAACAGAGCAUGGCUAUCCUGCUACUGCCAGGGAGACCAGGGGCCAGGACGGGUGUGAUUCAGGGGGCCAUCUGGGGAGCUGGUAUCACAACCCUGCUUGCUCUCUGUCUCUGCCUCAUCAUCUUCUUCACAGUGAAGACCUACAAGCAGAAGUCAACCAGGAAAGCAGCGUGCAGGGAUGGCGUCCAUCCAGCCUCAAAUAUGGUCUCCCAGGAUCACCUGAGCAAACGCUGCUCAGACAGCCCCUCAGACCACCUGCCCCCAGCUGUGGCCACCUCCCCCUCAGAGAAGGAGCAGGAGCUCUACUACGCCAGCCUCAGCUUCCACGGGCUGAAGUCACACAACUUUCAGAACCAGGAGACCACUGAGUAUGCAGAGAUCAAGAUCCAGAAAUGAUGAGCCCAACCUGAUCCCUGCCUCCAGUAGGACCAGCUCUGACUGGAGCCUGGACAGGACAUUUCUGAAGAAACGCAUAGCAGACACUGAUUCCUUAGGAGUUGACAGCCCUCGGAGCCAAAGUUUAUAAAUUGGAAUGUGACACUUCUUAGAGUGGCGGAAAAUCACAGAUUCCUGAUUUCAAACAUCAGGUGAGGCACUUCACCUCCCUAUGCCUCCCUGUGUUCCCUCCUCUGUGAAAUGGGGAAUAAUAAUCAUCAGGUACAUUGUUCAGUGGGGAAAAAAUGCACCAUUGGCAUUGUUAAGCAUAUCCUUAUGUGUUAAGUUUACCUCAGGAUGGAGGGAGAGAUCAGCUUUUGAACAUGUA
This is a messenger RNA of Lontra canadensis (Northern American river otter), 2110 nucleotides long. RefSeq names its product sialic acid-binding Ig-like lectin 13. NCBI's taxonomy places the organism in Eukaryota, Metazoa, Chordata, Mammalia, Carnivora, Mustelidae. Gene Ontology annotation, molecular function: sialic acid binding. Bases 76 to 1743 code for a protein of 555 amino acids. The transcript has 9 exons. Gene Ontology annotation, cellular component: plasma membrane. The record is from RefSeq and is a predicted model, not a curated record. Gene Ontology annotation, biological process: cell adhesion.